AACGGCAUUCGCGCGCACGGUGUAUGUGCUGUCGGCUGAUGAGUGUGUGUGGUCGCGCGGUGCGUGCUUAACGCACCUUAUUCUCAUGCUUCGGAUAAAUGAAAAUGAAAAAACAAUGUGCUGUAACUACUGUAAAGACAACUAAAGGAAUGAUAAGGACCACGUUUUUAAAGAGACUUAAAAUGAGAAACAUGUUUUCAAACCCGAUGGGUAAGCAACAGCUCACCGUUGAGACGUGAUGGCAGUAAACUUUUUUAAGCGUCUGCGCCGGCCGGGACGCGAGAACAGCAGGUACAUUCGUUUUGGAGUAAAACUCUCAGAAUUUAAACCGAAAUUUGCAGUAUUUCCUGUAAAAUUUAAUCUACGCUUGUGUACGCGUGUUAAGGUGCGUGCGUGACUGAGCGUGUGUAGGUUAGAGACUUGUGUUUAUUUUGAAAGGAGAGUAUGGAUUAUGAGGAACCUGAAUCACCUGAUCCCACAGCAGUCAUCAAAAGAGAAGGCCACCUGUCCAAGAAGACUCAUUUGACUGACAUUGAAGUGAUCCCGUGUAAGAUCUGUGGAGAUAAGUCUUCAGGAGUUCACUAUGGAGUCAUCACAUGUGAAGGCUGCAAGGGGUUCUUCCGGCGGAGCCAGCUUCCCACAGUAUCCUACUCCUGCUCCAGACAGAGUAACUGUCCCAUCGACCGUGCCAGCCGGAACCGCUGCCAGCACUGCCGCCUGCAGAAAUGUCUGGCGCAGGGCAUGAGCCGGGAUGCCGUGAAGUUCGGCCGCAUGUCCAAACGGCAGCGAGACUCUCUGAACGCUGAGGUGGAGCGACACAAACAGCUGCAGCGUCUCCAGGGGGAGGCCCAGACUUCCCUGGCCUACCCCAGCAAGGCCCACAGGGACCAGUAUUCUCCACUACACCCGCCCAUGGCCCUGGCCUACCAUAGCACUGGGGAGGGAGAAGUGCUACCCUUCCCUACUGAAGUGCACCCGUACCUGGUGUGCUCCUCAGGGUUUAACUCCAGGCAGGCCUCACCUGAUCAGUCAGGACUCAUGCCCAGACUGGAGAUGGGGAUUCGAAACUUUGACCUACGUGACGAUCCUUUUGUCUCCUAUCCUACUUCUCUGCAACAAAUAGAGGAGCUGUGUGGAAGCAUCGUCCGCUCCCAUCGAGAGACCAGCCAGUACAGGGUGGAGGAGCUGCAGGGGCUGAGAUGGAAGGUGUUCAGCAGAGAGGAGAUCCAUGCCUACCAGAGCAAGUCAAUGGAUGAAAUGUGGCAGUAUUGUGCUAUCCGGCUAACUGAUGCUGUUCAGCACGUGGUGGAGUUUGCCAAGCGGAUCCCCGGGUUCCAGACGCUGGGGCAGAAUGACCAGAUCACCCUUCUAAAGAACGGUUCAAUGGAGGUGGUGUUAGUCAGGAUGAGCCGUCUGUUCAACACAGAGAACAGCACCGUCUUUUUUGACAGGAAAUUUGCAGGGAGUGAACUCUUCAAGUCUCUUGCCUGUGGGGAUCUGAUCAAGGCCGUGUUUGACUUCGCUCACAGCACAUGUGCUCUGAGGCUCACAGAGAACCAGAUCGCUCUCUUCAGUGCAUUGGUGCUCAUCAACCCAGAGCGUCCCUGCCUGGAGGACAGACCCAGGGUGGAGAGGGUGCGGAGAGACGUGGAGGUGGGCCUCCGCCACAUCCUACACCGAGACAACCAGGGCAGCCUGCUGCCUAAGUUGAACCAGAAGGUGGAGCGUCUGCGAGCCCUGUGCAGUCUACAUGUGGAGAAGUUGCACUGGUUCAGCCAGUGCUACCCGCUCACGGUGCACUCUCUCUUCCCUCCUCUCUACAGGGAGCUGUUUGCCUCUGACGCAGACAUCCUCCCUGUAACGACCCACUGAUCUGUUGCAUGUGCUAGCAUGCUACCUACUUACAAGCGCACACACACAGACGUACACUGGAACACACACACACACAUUCUACACCCACACAAAAUGUACUCUCACAGUGUUGAUGACAAAUGUUGUAAUUAAGUCUUUACUCAGCUUUACUUGCUAAAUAAGUAUAUUUUUGUAAUUCUGAAACAGAUCUAGUGUAAAGAUCUAGUUCUCGCUUUCAUGCAGAAGUUAUUUUAUAGAUAAUCCUACUCGAAAAUCCAGGUAUUUCAUUACUUUUAUAGUCCUUUUCAUGUUCCUGUUAAAUUUGCCUGAAAACGCCUAAACAGCAUACCCAAAGUAAAUUGGAAGCUGUUCUUGAACCAUUUGGAGUACAUGCAUGUAAAUGAUCUCUUUUGAAAGCUGACACUCUGAAGUUAUGUCCCCUG
Molecule: messenger RNA, 2294 nt
Organism: Osmerus eperlanus (European smelt)
Lineage: Eukaryota; Metazoa; Chordata; Actinopteri; Osmeriformes; Osmeridae
Gene: rorc
Product: RAR-related orphan receptor C
Exons: 12
Coding region: 445-1872 (475 amino acids)
Biological process (GO): regulation of transcription by RNA polymerase II
Cellular component (GO): nucleus
Molecular function (GO): nuclear receptor activity; RNA polymerase II cis-regulatory region sequence-specific DNA binding; zinc ion binding
Source: RefSeq, a predicted model, not a curated record